Molecule: messenger RNA, 2864 nt
Organism: Argiope bruennichi
Lineage: Eukaryota; Metazoa; Arthropoda; Arachnida; Araneae; Araneidae
Product: paired box protein Pax-6-like
Exons: 10
Coding region: 457-1839 (460 amino acids)
Biological process (GO): anatomical structure development; regulation of transcription by RNA polymerase II
Molecular function (GO): DNA-binding transcription factor activity, RNA polymerase II-specific; RNA polymerase II cis-regulatory region sequence-specific DNA binding
Source: RefSeq, a predicted model, not a curated record
CAGGACGAUGUGGUUGAACUAAGAGAAGAGAAAUGUUAUUCUGUACUAAUUGAGGGCUGAACCGCGAAAUUGCUAGGCGUGAAAUUCCAACGCGUGUCUAUGUGACAGGACAUCGCAAUGUGUUCAUCGUAGUGCGUAAAUGGGGGUAUGAAUGAAUUUUCCAUUAAUCUACUCUUGUUUUUGUCUAUAAAUAAACACGAUUCAUUGAUUGUUUUCGGGAGUCACGUGAGAUAUAAGGGAAUUGACAGAGAGAAUUGUUACUGUCAUUACUCUGCAAAUACGACCGGCUUUUACCAUCAGCCGUCCAGCGUACGGACGAUUACCGCCAGGCAACGUACUGGCCAUCGGAGAAUAGAUGCAGUUUUAUGAGAUCUGAGUGUUCCUGGGCAAAGUUCAUCCAUCACCAUUCCCGGGGCUGCGGUAUACCAGGGCUGUGCAGGGGCAACCGACGACGUCAUGCCUCACAAAGAUUCCCGACGCAGUGUAUACAGUCCUAUUCCCUUGAUCGCCGUUCAAGAUACAGGCCACAGCGGCAUCAACCAGCUGGGCGGCGUGUACGUGAACGGUCGUCCCCUGCCAGACUCCACGCGUCAAAAGAUCGUGGAGCUGGCCCACAGCGGGGCCCGUCCCUGCGACAUCUCUCGCAUCCUUCAGGUGUCCAACGGCUGCGUCUCAAAGAUCCUGGGCCGAUACUACGAGACAGGCUCCAUCCGUCCCAGAGCCAUCGGUGGCAGCAAACCUCGAGUGGCCACCCCAGACGUCGUCGCCAAAAUAGCCCAAUUCAAAAGAGAGUGCCCCUCCAUCUUUGCGUGGGAGAUCAGAGACAGGUUGCUCUCCGAAGGCGCAUGCACAAACGAUAGCGUCCCAAGUGUAUCGUCCAUAAACCGAGUGCUUAGGAAUCUGGCAGCGCAAAAGGAGCAAGCUCAAGUUCAAGCCCAGGAUGCUGUUUACGACAAACUCCGAAUGCUCAACGGUCAAGGGUGGCCUCGGCCGAACCCCUGGUACUCGGGAGGCACGACAUUCGGUGGCAUCACACCGAGCUAUGUGCCUCCUGUCACACCAACAGUACCUCUAGAAAACGGUCUUCCGCCAAAGAAAGAAGGCAGCGUUACGGAGGCGUCGACGCCAAGUGACCAAAGCGGCAGCGGAGAGGAGGAUUCUGCGGCGAGGUUGAGACUUAAAAGGAAGCUGCAAAGGAAUCGGACGUCCUUCACACCAGAGCAAAUAGAAGCCCUCGAAAAAGAAUUUGAGAGGACGCAUUAUCCAGAUGUCUUUGCUAGAGAAAGGUUAGCAGCGAAAAUUGAUCUUCCUGAAGCAAGGAUACAGGUGUGGUUCUCGAACCGGCGUGCGAAGUGGCGGCGAGAGGAAAAGUUGCGGAACCAGCGGCGGGCGGCCGAACAGGCUGCGGCAUCAGUGACGACGGCGCCCGGUCGCCUGCCUCUCAAUACGGGCUUCCCUAACUCCCUCUACCCGAGCAUAGGACAACCCAUGGCAUCCAUGGCAGAAACAUACAGGUGGGGCACUAUCCCCACUAUGCCUACCUACUCGACUAACAUGACCCCGAGCUCCUGCCUGCAGCAGCAAACCUCCUCCUACUCCUGCAUGCUGCCUCCAGGAAGUGCCAGGAGUUAUGACCCGCUCUCCCUGGGCAAUUACACGCGGCCCACUUGUCCCACUGCCCAGCCCCACGUCAUGCAACCUGUCAACAGUCAAUUCCCCAAUAACGGCACGGCGGCCUCAACAGGGCUAAUAUCUCCGGGUGUGUCUGUGCCUGUUCAAGUUCCCGGACAAUCCAACGACCUGAACAUGGCCUCCAACUACUGGACAAGGCUACAGUGACAUCAUCCGACCACCACAGACGCCUCUGAUCUCGUAAGUCUGUGGCUGCAUUCUGAGGAGAGGCAGAAGCGCAUAAAAGGACUCUACGAGGACAUCAAAAACAAUCUGCAACAAGCAAGUCAUCUAACGCAACAGUGAGCAACUGUUGUUUUUCACUUCCACGAACUAUGCAAUGAAACAGUUCAAGCUCUUCACGCAUUUUCUUGUACUUAUUUAUGGUUUAAAAUUGAAGGAAGUGCAUUUUUUAAAAAAUUUAGUGUACAUAUUAUAUGAUUUUAGAAUAAACAAGCUAAAAAAAUUUAUUUCUGAGAAAAUUGCAAUAUGUUAUUAUUUAUUGUUUGCUUGUUGAUACGAGUUUAUGGAAAUAUUAAUAUUUUAGAAACUGAUUACAAAAUGUUUUGUAUUUUUAUUAUUUAAUAAAUUAAAGGAAAUUAUUUCCUAUUGUAAUAAUAUAAUUGUAUAAUUGUUUUGUAAUUGAACAUAAAAAAGCACAACUUAAAAAAAACAGCAGCGAGUUGUGUGAUUUUUGAGAUAAUUUAUAAAGAAUUUCAUCGAAGCUAUCUUACCACAAGAACACUCGCGAAUGUAAAAUCUGCAUUUCGGUAAUUUAUUCUCUUAAUUGGGAGUCGUCAUGAAUACUUUUUGAUGAAUAAAUUUUUCAAAUUAUCUACAAUAAUUGGGUUCAAUGCAAAUGAGCUCAGAUUUUACAUCACCGCCAGAUUUUGUGGUUAACGAAGAAUAAGGAAUUCAUGCGAAAAUGAUAAAUUAAGCAUUUCGAUGCUUACGAAUCAAUAUCUUAAUCAUUUAUUUUAAAGAGCUUUUAGAGUCUCUAGAAAAGAAAUACACAUAAUAGAGAUUCUGUUAUAGCGUUAAUUUCUGUCAUCAAAUAAAAAUUUAAAUUUGUAUUUAAAAUCUUAGAUUUGAAUAUCUCUUUCAAAUAAGUGCAAAACAAUAAAAUGAAAAGUGAAAACCAACUUAUUAUGCCAUAAAUAUUUGCCUUAUUUCAUGGCUAAAAUGUUUUUAGU